Prorocentrum cordatum is the source of this 1392-nucleotide messenger RNA. The record is from the annotation of a GenBank genome assembly. Lineage: Eukaryota; Dinophyceae; Prorocentrales; Prorocentraceae.
AAGCCUCACAUUUGGUGGUGCACAGACGCCUUCAGCGUGUGGACAGUACCUGUGACCCGUGGCCCUCAUGCGAUGAUACGAGGAGCGGAUGUUCGGGCAGCCGUGCCGUCCGCCCGCGUGCGCCGCGCGGCACCAGAGCUGCCAGCCGGCCAUGGCCCGCCGGUCGCCAGUCGCCGUUGUCGCGGCUGCGGCUGCGCUGAUUGCCGCCGCGCUUUCCAGCUCGCAGCCUGGAUGGCUUGCGCCGCGCUUUGCGCUGAGGAGGGGCCGGCGGUGGACGUUAUCGCGGCCGCGCCGACGCUGGCUCCUUCGCCGACGCGCACCUCGGUGUUGCCUGGGGCGCCCGAACCGCUGGACGAGGAGAAAGCGCUACAGCGAGGGCGUUCGGUGGUUCAUGGAUGAGGAGAUGGAGAAGCCGCCCGACUGGCACGUCCUCCUGCUGGACAAGACGUUCGAGCAGAAGAAGAACACAGUGGCGCACGUUGCGGCGUGCAUCUCCGCCGUCGUCGGCCUGGCCACUGUGGUUGCCAUGCGGAAGACGCAGCACGCCAAGGCCUGCACCCCUCGCUGCAGACCACCGAGAAGUUCAGCGAGGCCGUCCGCGUCGCGCAGGCGCUGCAAGGCCGGGGACUCGUGGUGCGGGUCGCGCCCGGGGCGCGCCUGCCGCCCAGCGAGGAUGGACGGCUCGGGCGGCGCGGCCAGCGGCGAGGCCGCCGGCGGCGCCUCCAGCGCGCCAGGAGAGCUGCGACGAUGUAGUGAGCGCCGUGGCGCUGCCGAGUCCGGUGUUUGAGGCCUCUUAUCGCCCGUGCGCUUUGUUGGCCUGUCGCACUUCUCCAGAUCAUUGCCGCCAUGUGUGUAGCCAGUUGAGAGAAGGUGCCUUCUAACGGUCACGUGUCGGCGCCUUUUGAUGUGCGUGGAACAUCGCGGCUGGCAUCGACUAUGGUCCCUCUCUUUAUCAGCUUGCAGUCGGGUGAACUUCUGCCCUGGCUGGCUCCCUUAUGGGUGCAGUGAUAGGCUGGAUGCAGACAAUGGUACAGCAAUACUUCCACUACUAGAACCUUAGGUGCACGCAGCACUGGAUGCCACCUCUCCGGUCGAAGCGAUCGACGUGGUGAGCCCGUGCCCGCCAUGCGUUUUCGCUGCGCCCACUUGCUCACAGCUCCCUCCCCUCUCUCACCCCCCCUGCCCUCUCAUCUUCACCCUCCUCUCAGGCGCUGACUCCAGUCAUCCUGCCCUCCAUCCAGUUUUCGGUGGCGUGUCGGCGUGCGCCUGUGUACAGAGGCAGGUCGUGAAGCUCCUUCUGGAAAAGGGCCUGCUUCAUCCGAUCUCUCAGUAGCGUUGCCCUUGUUUUUUUCGCGCCCGCAGGUGUUAGGUGAGGAGAGCGCUCGCUAUGAA